Esox lucius (northern pike) is the source of this 3284-nucleotide messenger RNA. RefSeq names its product mitotic arrest deficient 1 like 1 (gene mad1l1). The transcript is spliced from 19 exons. Lineage: Eukaryota; Metazoa; Chordata; Actinopteri; Esociformes; Esocidae. The coding region runs from base 141 to 2312 and encodes 723 amino acids. Gene Ontology annotation, biological process: attachment of mitotic spindle microtubules to kinetochore; mitotic spindle assembly checkpoint signaling. Gene Ontology annotation, cellular component: nuclear envelope; kinetochore; mitotic spindle. The record is from RefSeq and is a predicted model, not a curated record.
UGGCAGAAUCUAAGUUUAAUUUCUCGCGACAACAACAACGGAACGUACCUCGUUUUGAGAAAGGAGGGAUUUCGAAGUUGUACUAGCUAGGGUUUUCAGGUCAACAGUAACCACGGUAACCGUGGGAACAGCAGCCCGCCAUGGAUAUUGACGACGACACAACAGUGUUCGCGACUCUCAAGUCGUUCAAAAAUUUCAUCUCCCUGCCGGACGCCUCUCUCAACCAGGGGGAGCCAGCCCCAGCACAGAGCAACCCCCUGCAGAGGCAGUACCGGCAGAGGAUUGAGUUACUGGAGGCUGCGGAGAAGGUCCAGUCAAAGACCCAGCAGAUCCAUGAGGACCAGGAGAAGAGGCAGAUGGCAAUGAGCCACAAGAGAGCCCGCAUCGAGCUGGAGAAGGUGGCCUCGCUGAGCGCCAGAGACCUGGAGCGCGAGGUGGAUCGGAACCAGGAACUGCUGGGACGAAUCAGGCGCCUGGAAGAGAGGGAGGUGGAGUCCAGCAAGAGUCUGUCAGAGCAGGUUGAGGCAAACCGUGCUCUCCGUCGGACUCAGGAAACCCUCAACCUGAGAAUAAUGGAGAGGGAUGCCAAACUCAACGCCUCUUACCAGACGGUGAGCAUUUUAAAAGAUGAGAUCCGUGAGCUAAAGCAGCAGAUUCAGAGUAAGCAGAACAUCAUCGCCAACCAGACACUGGCGACCCAGGGACUUCAGGAACAAAUGGAACUACAACAGAGGAAGUACCAGGAAGUAUCUCAGCGAUGCCAGGAUCUCCAGUCUGCCUCGUCCACCUGCUCCGACCACGAACUGAAGAUCAAGGACUUAGAGAGGAAGUUGGCCCUCCAGGAACAGGAUGUUGUCAUAGUGAAGAACAUUAAGUCAGAGGUGGCCAAGGUCCCAGAAAUGGAGAAGGCUCUCCGACAACUGAGAGAGGAGAACAUCUACCUCAGAGAGACGAGAGAGAAUGUGACCCUGCUGAAGGAGGAAACUGAAGGAUUGAGGCGAAAGGUAGAACGGAUGGAGAAACUGAAAGAAGAGAUGGUCACCAUGGAGCUGGAGAAGGAGAAAAUAUCUCAGAAGCUUCAGGCCUGGGAAAACCUGGGUCAAUCUACUGGACUCGAUAUACAGAAACCUGAGGAUCUGUCCAGAGAGGUGAUUAAGAUUCAACAGAGAGAGAUUGCUCUUAAACAACAGAACUACACUCUCACCAGCGGCUGUAGGUCAGUUGAGCGUUCCAAGGCCGACCUCCAGGGGGAGCUCCUGGUUCAGCGUUCUAAAGCCCUGGAGGAACAGAAGAAGAGAGAGACACAGGAGUCUCUGGUCAGGCGGCUGCAGAAGAGAGUUCUUCUCCUCACCAAGGAGCGUGAUGGAAUGCGUUCCAUCCUGGAGUCUUAUGACAGUGAGCUGUCUACCAACGACUACACUCCACAGCUCACCCGGAGGCUCAGAGAGGCAGAAGAUGUAUUGAGCAAAACACAGAAUCACAACGCUGAGAUGGAGGUUCAGUUGACCAAAGCCCAGGAGGAGGUUGGCGCACUCAAACUACAAGUUCAAACUAUGGAGUUGGAUCUAGAGAGCCUGAAGAAGCAGCAAGCUUCUGUCGCCGAGGGCAACCCUUUAGUAACCACUGAGGAAAUCAACACCCUAAGGUUAAAGAUUGAGGAGCUGGAGGCCGAGAGACAACGUCUGGAAGAGCAGAACAAUGUUCUAGAACUGAGGCUGGAAAGACAUGACCUGGAGGGGGACUAUGACCCAGUGAAAACCAAAGUGCUCCACUUGGGCCAGAACCCCACCAGCAUGGCCAAGAAGCAGCGCCUGGAGGAGGUGGAGGCUCUGAGGGAGGAGGUGCAGUGUCUGAGAGAACACCUCCGUUCCCUGCAGACAGGGGGCGCCGUGCCCGCCGCUGUGGGGGACCUCGGUGUUACCGUCAACCUGCCGCCGUCACAGGAGAUCCUGGAUCUACGGAAGCAGAUUGAGAGUGCAGAACUGAAGAACCAGCGGCUGAAGGAGGUGUUCCAGAAGAAGAUUCAGGAGUUCCGGACGGUGUGUUAUGUUCUGACCGGCUACCAGAUUGACAUCACCACCCAGAACCAGUACCGGCUCACCUCGCUCUACGCCGAGCACAUGGACGACUCUCUGCUGUUCAAGGCCAGCGGGGGAGCUGUGGGCAGCGGAGGCAAUAUGCAGCUGAUGGAGACGGACUUCUCCAGGACUUUGGGAGAGAUGGUUGACCUCCACCUGCACCACCAGAAGAGUAUCCCUGCGUUCCUCUCCGCCGUGACCCUUGACCUCUUCAGCCGACAGACCACCAUGUGACCUGACCUUGCAUUGUUCAGAUGCGUUCCUUUCGGCUGUUGCAGGUCGUCAGCUGGUUAACGUCAGCUGGUUAACGUCAGCUAACGGGCGAGGUCCGUAUCCAGGCACCUAUUGACAUUCUUGGUGUCCUCAGACUGCCACCUCCAUACUGACCUGGAGAUGACCUAUGACCUUAGUGCCUGACCUGUGACAUCGUCAGCCGUGCCGGACUUGGAUCUAAUUAAAUGUUCUUUCUUUUAGAUUUGUUUUUAAAGCAGAAUGGACUGUCACUCUCCUCACAUUUGUUUUCUUUAAGGCUUUUAUUGACAGUUGGGGCUCAGCGGUAAAGAGGGGACAGUGUUGAAUGGUGGGGACUGGUACUGAACCCUGAAGUAGAAUAUAAGUAAUAAGUUGUGGAGGGGUAGUAUAUGGCCAACAUACUGCAGCUGUGACCUGUUUUUGGGCGUGACGCAGUACUGGAUUCAGCCCUUAGCUGUGGUAUAUUGACCAUAUACCACAAACCCCUGAUAUCCCGUAAUGCUGUUAUAAACCAGCUUACAACGCAAUUAGGGCAGUAAGAAGUAAUGUCAUAUCAUACCUGUUGUAGACAGUCAAAAACACUCAGCCAAUCAGGAUUUAGUGUACUGAAUAGGUAACCGGAAUCUAGUUGUGGUCUACAGUACAGACAGGAAUCUGACAACUUUGUCUUCCCUGAGGUUUAAGCUUUGUAACUUUUCGAAUCCUCGUCUUAACAGAGCCUUUCAUCUCCAACUGAUGUCUUUUACAUUAUAUUUGUAUCAGUUUACAUAAAGUUUGUGUUUUGUUUUAACUUUACAUUGGACAUGUUGUGGGAUGGGUAAUGUUAGGGUUGGGUGGAAUUGGGUCCUACUUCUGACCUUUUGGCUCUUUAUCUUGUCGGCUCCGAUUUCAUUGUAAAUUUUGUCGUGAUGUAAGUGUGGACUUAAUAAAGAUGUAAUGGAACUCCACCCUUCA